Messenger RNA from Gongylonema pulchrum, 330 nucleotides. The record is from the annotation of a GenBank genome assembly. Lineage: Eukaryota; Metazoa; Nematoda; Chromadorea; Rhabditida; Gongylonematidae.
AUGUUCAAAGAGCGCCGCCAAAUAGCACUGUCGUGUGAUACACAGUAUGAUGGAACAGCUGUCUCACUAAGGAAGACAGCAAACAAAUGGCGCAAAGGGCUGAUCCGAUCCGAAGCGGGCACAACGCACGGAGCAACGUCAACACAGAUCGUCCUGCCUGCCUAUCGUCAUUCCACCAUUCCAAGGCAAUGCUCGGAGAUGCUCAGUGUUCAGAGCGCUCGGCUUCUGUCGACCACAGAGCGGAUCACACCCGGUAACGGAGUCUGCGACGGACGUCGUCUGGAUAGUUGCGAGACCGAGCACUUAGCAACCAAAGUAAAAACUAAAUAA